Trichoderma harzianum CBS 226.95 is the source of this 549-nucleotide messenger RNA. RefSeq lists its product as hypothetical. The record is from RefSeq and is a predicted model, not a curated record. The coding region runs from base 1 to 312 and encodes 103 amino acids. The transcript has a single exon. NCBI's taxonomy places the organism in Eukaryota, Fungi, Ascomycota, Sordariomycetes, Hypocreales, Hypocreaceae.
AUGACUAAAGAAGACCAGGAUGAAUACUUGAGCUUGAUCGAGUCAUCAUCAUAUGUGAAAAGGGGCCCUCCCGUGUCUAUCCUUGAGCAUCAUCCCCUCUAUGAAAAGCUAAUGAAUGAGCCCACAUGGGCAAAAUUCGUUUUUUUUUUUCCGGCUCUCUUUCCACAAAUACUAGAUACCGGCGUACAACAGGGUGUUUUUCUGAAAGCCAUGCUAUCGGCGUUCGGCUCUCUCCAAGUGGACGAUCAAACUGAGAACUAUCGCUCCUACCACGAUGAACCCGAUCGUCAGGAAACUCAGGAAUCGCAGUAAAGCAUGGAAGAAGAUGGCGAGCGGUGCUGGGCUAUACGCGAGGACAUAUUUCGACGUUACAGCAAGAGAUGCCGGCAGCCAACCAGUAAAACGAGUAAAUAGACAUAUCAGCAUUCGAAAAUGCUCUCAGAGAUCGAGAAAUUGCCGUCAAAGCCAGAGAAUCCGCUGUCGCGGCAAGAGAGUCUGCCGUGGAUAGGAGAGAGGCUGCUAUUGUGGUGAGAGAAAAUUGGGCUGUGG